CCGGCGGUUAGUGAGGGAUGUACCGAGCAUCAGGGAUGUGACUCACUGGUUUAGACAGAUUUAUUAAUGAAGUUCAGUAGCAGGACGGAAUAGAAAGCGACAAUGGAGUCGGUAGAGUUGAGGAUUAUUAAACGGAUGAUAGUUUUAUUUUAAUUUACAUUCCUGAGGCAACGCUGAGGAGAGGAAGUGACACACUACUGACACACUACUGACACACUACUGACACACUACUGACACACUACUGACACACUGCCUCAGCUGUGUGAUAAACACUAACGGAAAUGGAGCUUUUUGUGUGGAUUUCGGUGUUAAUGGCGAUGACUGGACCGAGUUAUUCAGCUGAUGAGUGCAGCUGGAGGGGAAGUGGUCUCGCUCGGCCAGAGCAAGGUGUUGAACAGGUGUUCCUGCGCUGUGCCGAAGGCUCUGUUGAGUUCCUUUACCCCAGUGGAGCCCUGCGUCUCACGCUCUUGCCCCGCUUACCGAGACACAGAGUGGGUGGGACCAGCGGGAUGCCCUCAUCGGUCUGUGUUAAGCCAGAGCCUCAGUGGGGUGGGGCCCAGCUUUACCUGGAAAAAGGUGGCAUCCUCGAGCUACUAGUGAGUGAUAUGCCCGGUCCAUCCCAUAUUCGCUGUUUUAGCAUCACUCCUGGGGAAAGCCCCGCCCUGUUCCUGCAGGCCACGCCCCACAGCGACAUCAGUAGGCGCAUCGCAGCAUUCCGCUACGAGUUAAGAGGAGAUCGGUCAACAAGGCUGUCAGUCAACUCUGUGGAUGCUGAAGUGGAUGCAGAAGAAGGAGCAUGUAGGCCGUGUAAUGACACAGAGAUGCUGAUGUCAGUGUGCACCAGUGACUUUGUGGUGCGUGGGAAUAUCCGUGCGGUGGACACAGACUCAGAGCAGCGUGUGUCAGUGAUCAGGGUGAGCGCUACGCGUGUGUACCGUCAGAAGUGGCCUCUGUUCUCCAGCGUAGGCCGCCUCACAUACUCCGGAGAGAUCCGCACGUUGUUGCGCUGCGGCGUCCGCGCCGGCUCCGGAAGCUUCCUCUUCACCGGACAUGCCCACUUUGGGGAGGCGUGGCUUACCUGUGCUCCCAGGUACAAGGACUUCCUGAGAGUGUAUGAGCGUGCCAAGCAGGACCUGCAGAUCCCCUGUACCCUCAACACAUGACGCUGAUAGAGGCAGGACUAAGGAGAGAAUAAGACAAAACAUCUUCAUCUUCACGGAGAAAGAGAUAAAGAGAGUGAUACAAAGAGAAAGACAUCAAAAUCUUUAUCUUUAUGGACAGAGAUACAAAAUGAGGUCCUCAUGGAGAGAGACACGACAUCUUUAUAAAGAGAUGCUACAUGGCGUUCUCAUGGAGAGACACAAGGCAUCACACACACACACACACACACACACACAGAGAGAACAGUGACACCAUGCUACUUAGACAGAGACACAAAUAUGUGUGUUUUAGACUUGCUAACACAGACAGAGGUCAUGACUGUGUGUGACCCUCCUCUCGUGUCUCGUGUCUCUCCGUAAGGUGAAGAUGUGCAGUGAGACUUGAUGUGACGCCUCAGGACAUCGACACAUAAGCUAUAAGACACAGACAUGUAGCGUGACUCGCUCGUCAGUAUUCACACUGCUCACGGGUUAAACAUCUAAAAUAUAAAUUUGCACUGAGGAUGAGGAGGGAGCUGAAACCAAAUGAAAGCAGAUGAUAUGUAGCACACACACACACACACUCAUACACACUCAUACACACUCAUCAGUGUGUUAAUAUUAAGCCUAGCAGACUGAAGCCGCUUGUCUGUCAAGCUAGCAGUAGGUUUGUCCCAAACUGAACCGCGUUAGCAUGUUAGCCUUCGACUGACAGAAAGAUCAGAUGCACUUUCACUGCACCUCCGUUUAUGCCACUUAAAUACCUUAUUAUAAGUGUUAUAACUGAAACUGAUGUUUAUUGCUAUUCUUCUUUGGAAAAACAGCUGGAUUUUAUGUAUUUGACAUGUUUUUUUUUUAAAGAUGUAUGAUGUAAGAGAAAUAUUUAAAUGAACCUGAUAAAGAUUUCCUUUGUUUUUGUAACAGAGUUCAGAGAGAAGGAAUAUGAUCUAUAUACAUGAUACAUCACGAUAUUCAUCUCACUGUUCAGUUCACAUGUGAUAUUGUGAGUGCGUGUGUGUGUGCGCGUGUGUGUGUGUGUGUGUUAAAUGGUGAAAUGGUUGUGCACUACACCAGCGGAGAGAGAAACCAAACACAACUCUGAGCCGCUUACUGCCUCACUUGUGUGUGUAUGCAUGAGAAAGUGUGAGAGAGAGAGUGUAUGUGUGCGUGAGAGAGUGUGUGUGUGAGAGCGUGUGUGUGUGAGAGCGUGUGUGUGUGAGAGCGUGUGUGUGUGAGAGCGUGUGUGUGUGAGAGCGUGUGUGUGUGAGAGCGUGUGUGUGUGAGAGCGUGUGUGUGUGUGUGUGUGUGUGUGAGUGUGUGUAUUUGUGUGUGAGAGUGUGUGUGAGGGUAUGUUUGUGUGUGAGAGUGUGUGUGUAUUUGUGUGAGAGAGUGUGUGUGUGUGUGAGAGAGAGUGUGUGUGUGUGAGAGCAUGUGUGUGUGAGAGCAUGUGUGUGAGAGCGUGUGUGUGUGAGAGUGUGUGUAUUUGUGUGAGAGAGUGUGUGUGAGAGUAUGUUUGUGUGUGAGAGUGUGUGUGUAUUUGUGUGAGAGAGUGUGUGUGUGUGUGAGAGAGAGUGUGUGUGUGAGAGCAUGUGUGUGUGAGAGCGUGUGUGUGUGAGAGUGUGUGUAUUUGUGUGAGAGAGUGUGUGUGAGAGUAUGUUUGUGUGUGAGAGUGUGUGUGUAUUUGUGUGAGAGAGUGUGUGUGUGUGUGAGAGAGAGUGUGUUUGUGUGUGUUUGCUUGUGUAUGAAUAUUGUUGUAAAUAAGAUGUUUUAGCAGAGAGAAUAUUGUGUAUAUUUGAGCUAUGUGACUGAUUAAAAACUUUUAAAUGAA
This is a messenger RNA of Tachysurus vachellii, 2967 nucleotides long. RefSeq names its product meteorin, glial cell differentiation regulator (gene metrn). Gene Ontology annotation, biological process: glial cell differentiation; positive regulation of axonogenesis. The record is from RefSeq and is a predicted model, not a curated record. The transcript is spliced from 4 exons. Gene Ontology annotation, molecular function: hormone activity. The coding region runs from base 282 to 1163 and encodes 293 amino acids. NCBI's taxonomy places the organism in Eukaryota, Metazoa, Chordata, Actinopteri, Siluriformes, Bagridae.